UUUCGUUGAAGUUCAUCGCCGUCAAACCUUAACUCACGCCGAAUCCCAAGUUCCGACCAAACUGAUGUAUAAGAAGAUAGCAUUAUUUCCCAGAACGAAUCAUGUUCUCUCCUUACCCAACGAGAAAAGGAUCCAUCAAGUUCUGAGGAAGCUCUCCACAGCUGUUGAAAGGUUAGAUUUUGGAAACUCUAAUGAAUACCAAAUAGAGGAUUCGUCACAUAUGAACAACCCUAAAGAAGGGUUUAAGGGGAGCAGUGGAAAUGGGCAAAGCCAGAACCCAACUGGGAGCUAUGGGAAAGUUAGUGAAACUCGUCAGAGUUUGGGUUCUUCAAAUCAUGAGCAGCCGUGGAAGCAGAGUCCUGGUAUGUCUAAUAACUCGCAGGUCCAAUCUCAUUAUCAAGGCAAUUGGUAUGGGACAAACUCUGAUUAUCAGAGUAGUAGUGUAGGAUCGUCUUUGCAUUCUGGUAAGACUAUUGAUCGCAAAGUAUAUGAUGAAAUGAUUAAGGAAUUUGAGGGAUAUUGCGAACAAAAGAAUCUAAGAAUGGCCUUAACUACUAUGGAAAAAUUGGAGCUUAAGGGUUAUGUUAUGGAUUUACGUAGACUUAUAUGGUUAUCUCAGCUAUGUGGGGGAGAAAAUGCUUUUCUAGAAGAUAGUAUUUUGCAAGAAGCCAAGGUUUCUGUUCAGAGGAAGAUCAGAGCUAAAGUUUACAAUUUAAAACCGGAUGAUUUGGAUGAUUUGAAGUAUUUUACUGAUUGGGCGAUUAACGAACUUGAUGAAUUUUGCAAACAAGGUAAGGUGAAAAAGGCCUUGUGUACAAUAGAUACAUUGGCAAGUCUGAAUCAUGUUGUGGAUUUGAAUAGUCUUUUACGGUUAGCAAAGCUGUGUGGGGAAGCAGAGGCUUUAGAAGAAGCCAAGGCUGUUCAUGGCAAGAUUAUUGCUUUGGCUCGCCAUUUAGAUGUUAGUAGUUACCAUGUACUGUUAGAGAUGUACUCCAACUGUGGGUUGGUGUAUGAAGCCGCGAGUGUUUUUGAGAACAUGCCUGAGAGGAAUUUGGAGACUUGGUACAUUACAAUAAGAUGUUUUGCAAAGAAUGGUCGAGGAGAAGACGCUAUUGAUUUGUUUAGCCGCUUCAAACAAGAAGGAAACAAACCCACUGCUCAACUAUUUAGAGGAGUUUUCUAUGCAUGUGGUAUGUUAGGUGAUGUUGAUGAGGGACUGUUGCACUUUGAGUCAAUGUCUAGAGACUACGGCAUCGUCCCUUCCAUUGAAGACUAUGUUAGCCUCGUUGAGAUGUAUGCGUUACCCGGAUUUUUAGAGGAGGCUGUAGAAUUUGUAGAGAAAAUGCCGAUGGAGCCAAACGUUGAUGUGUGGGAAACAUUGAUGAAUCUUUCUCGAGUGCAUGGGAAUUUAGAACUUGGAGACCAGUGUGCUGAGUUUGUUGAAUUGUUAGAUCCUACACGGUUGAAUAAACAAUCUCGGGAAGGAUUUCUACCGGUCAAGGCAUCAGAUGUUGAGAAAGAGAGUCUAAAGAAAAGGUCGGGAGUUCAUGCCCUUCCCGGAGUGACAAAUAAGACGAGUGAAUUUAGGGCAGGGGAUACCAAUCUUCCAGAGAAUGAUGAACUGUUGGAGCUAUUGAGAAAUUUAAAGAUGCAUAUGAUAGAGGUGGGCUAUGUCGCUGAUACAAAACCUGCUCUGCAUGAUAUCGACCAAGAGAGUAAAGAGACAGCACUUCUUGGUCAUAGUGAGAGAAUAGCUUUUGCUCGUGCUGUUCUCAGCACCGCACCCCGCAAACAAAUUACUGUUUUGAAAAACCUCCGUGUGUGUGUUGAUUGUCAUAACGCAUUGAAGUUUAUGGCAGAUAUAGUUGGUAGAGUAGUGAUCAUGCGAGAUAUAAAGAGGUUCCACCAUCUUAAAAACGGGGCUUGCAGCUGUAAUGACUAUUGGUGAUUAACGACAAACCUGAGUGUUGGAAACUUUGGCAGGAUGGAAAAACAUAAAGCAACAGAAUCACAGAGACAAACUGAAAUCAUAAGCAGCAACUUUGCUAUCACGUCUUUUUUUUCAGGCAGUUACAUCGUGGAGCUGCCAUAUUGUUGUCACAGAUGAUAGAUCAAUCUUAUUCUCUUGUCAAUUUGAUGCAGUUUCUCUGUGUCCAGGUUAUGCUAAAAUAUAUCAUGAUUCAUGAAUGCUAUGUAAUAUGUAAUAUUGAUCUCGUGUUGUGGGUAACUUUAUAGACAAUCUGAAUAUAUUGGGAGUUCAGAUUCUGUUGGGAAUAUAUUGGGAGUUCAUAAUGCUAAUAUGUAUUAACGA
Molecule: messenger RNA, 2311 nt
Organism: Camelina sativa (false flax)
Lineage: Eukaryota; Viridiplantae; Streptophyta; Magnoliopsida; Brassicales; Brassicaceae
Product: pentatricopeptide repeat-containing protein At2g25580
Biological process (GO): RNA modification
Molecular function (GO): protein binding; zinc ion binding; RNA binding
Source: RefSeq, a predicted model, not a curated record